AGUUCUGGACAUACUCUCCCUUUGAUAAUAACCAGUGAAAACCUUAUCCAACAUGCGAUUUCUGGAGAAAUCUAGAAAUAUGAAACCCAUUCCACCCUCCAAAUCCUUCUCCAGAAAUUUCCACUCUUCUCUUUAAAAAUGGAUUGAAAUUCUAUUGAACCUCAAAUUUUCUCGCGUAAUUUCUCCUCCAACCAAACAAAGCCCAAAAGAGAAAGUAAAACAGCGACACUUUCCAAGUGAAAAUGGCUCAAGCGUUUUCAAAUCUAAGCGUCUCUAUCCCUUUUCCUUCAUCGAAUAGAGCCAGCAGCAAUGCUUGUCGUCUUCUUCCCCGGAGAUGUUUCGGUUGUAAGAGAAACAGCAUCACGGCCAUGGCGGCAGCGGGGGAGGGCAGAGACAACCUUGAUCACUUGCAGAGAGUUACUAAAGAAGAUCGUAGCUCCCAAUAUAACAGGAAAAGGGUUGGCCCUGUUGCACCAGUAGGCUUAUGGGACAGGUUCCCAACAGCAAGAACAGUACAACAAAUGAUGGAAACAAUGGAGAGAAUAAUGGAAGACCCUUUCGCAUACUCCGGCACUUGGCCAUCGCCAUUACCGACCGAAACCGACGGCUAUAGCCGAGGCCGAACACCGUGGGAGAUCAUAGAAGGAGACGGUGAGUACAAAAUGCGGUUCGACAUGCCGGGGAUGACCAGAGACGACGUUAAAGUUUGGGUCGAAGAUAAAAUGUUGGUCGUAAAAGCCGAGAAAAAGUUGAAUAAGAAGAACGCUAAUGGCGGAAUUGGCCGUGGCGGCGAAUACGAAGAUGAUGAAUGGUCCGCAAAAAGCUAUGGGAAAUAUAGUAGUAGGAUUGCAUUGCCUGAAAAUGUUGUGUUUGAGAAAAUUACAGCUGAGGUAAAAGAUGGGGUCCUGUAUAUAAAUAUCCCAAAAGGUGAUAAUAACGGUAGGGUUUUGGAUAUUAAUGUAGAAUGAUUUUAUAAAUAUAAUUUUCCACAAUUAGAUUUA
This is a messenger RNA of Gossypium raimondii (Peruvian cotton), 1001 nucleotides long. Its product is annotated as small heat shock protein, chloroplastic. The transcript is spliced from 2 exons. The record is from RefSeq and is a predicted model, not a curated record. NCBI's taxonomy places the organism in Eukaryota, Viridiplantae, Streptophyta, Magnoliopsida, Malvales, Malvaceae. The coding region runs from base 243 to 968 and encodes 241 amino acids. Gene Ontology annotation, biological process: response to heat.